Molecule: messenger RNA, 1593 nt
Organism: Brenthis ino (lesser marbled fritillary)
Lineage: Eukaryota; Metazoa; Arthropoda; Insecta; Lepidoptera; Nymphalidae
Source: the annotation of a GenBank genome assembly
AUGAGUGUUUUAUGUACUUAUAAACUGCCUACUUCAAUGUCUGGAGGUCACAAGCAUCGUUACAAGAAUGCAGGGCUCAGUGCUGACGAGUUGCGUCGUCGGCGAGAAGAGGAGGGCGUUCAACUACGAAAACAAAAAAGGGAACAACAACUUUUUAAAAGAAGAAACGUCAACUUGCCCGCGCCCAAUGCCCCUGACAUAGCACUUCAAGAGGACAUCACAGUCUCGUCAUCAGAUGACAUCACGCCGGCGAUGGUGGCCGCUCUCUUAGGCGAUAACCCACAAGAACAAGUUUCAGCCACACAGAAGUUUAGAAAACUUUUAAGUCGGGAACCCAAUCCACCUAUUGAAGAAGUGAUACGGACUGGCAUAGUUCCUAAAUUUGUUGAAUUUCUUACAAAUAGUGCUAAUCCUACGUUACAGUUCGAAGCGGCGUGGGCGUUAACGAACAUAGCGUCAGGGUCGUCAGAACAGACUCGGGUGGUGGUAGAGAGCGGGGCGGUGCCGGUGCUGGUGGCGCUGGCGGGGUCGGGCAGUAGUGACGACGUGCGCGAGCAGGCGGUGUGGGCGCUGGGCAACGUGGCCGGCGACUCGGCCAGGUGUAGGGACGCGGUGCUCGCCGCUGGCCUGCUGCCGCCCUUGUUGGAUAUUUUAAAUAAAUAUUCAAGACUAUCCAUGACAAGAAACGCCGUGUGGACACUGUCAAAUCUCUGUAGAGGCAAAAAUCCUCCUACGAACUUCGAAGCUGUAGCACCAGGUAUCCCGGUGCUGGCGCGCCUGCUGCACCACACGGACGCGGACGUGCUGAGCGACGCGUGCUGGGCGCUCUCCUACCUGUCGGACGGGCCCAACGAGAAGAUACAGGCCGUCAUCGACGCGGGCGUGUGUCGGCGGCUCGUCGAGCUGCUCAUGCACACGAAGUACAACCUGGUGUCGGCGGCGCUGCGCGCGGUGGGCAACAUCGUGACGGGCAACGACGCGCAGACGCAGGCGGUGCUGAACUGCGCGCCGCUGCCGGCGCUGCACGCGCUGCUGCGCUCGCCCACCGAGGCGCUGCGCAAGGAGGCCUGCUGGACGCUCUCCAACAUCACCGCCGGCAACGCCGCGCAGAUACAGGCUGUGAUAGACGCGAACAUUUUCCCAGCUCUAAUAGAUAUAUUAAGAAAUGCUGAAUUCAAAACAAGAAAAGAAGCUGCGUGGGCGAUAACGAACGCCACAAGUGGUGGAUCACAUGCCCAAAUUAGCUACCUAGUAGAGCAAGGCUGUAUACCACCACUAUGUGAUUUGCUGACUCUCACCGAUACAAAGACAGUGCAAGUGGCUCUCAACGGCUUAGACAAUAUAUUAAAGGCAGGCCAGCAAGCGGACCAACGGGACAACCCCUAUGCUGUGCUCAUCGAAGAGUGCUUUGGUGUGGACAAAAUCGAGUUCCUCCAGUCGCACGAGAACAUGGACAUAUACCAGAAGUCGUUUGAGAUAAUAGAGAAUUACUUCGGGUCUGAGGGCGAGGACGGGCGCGUGGCGCCGGACGCGGCCGCCACGCACUUCGCCUUCAACGCCGACCACUCCGUGCCUAUGGGCGGCUACCAGUUC